AUGCAAAAUCGCAAUCGUGUAAAUAGUGCCAUAAACAUAAAUAAACAAAAACUCGUUAUACAUUCUUUGUUUUCGUAUCUGAAAUGGCAUUUAUUAAUACUUAAAUCUAUCGGUAUUAUACCAUUCUACACUAUGGUGAACAUUUACGAAAUCGGCAUGCCCAAUCGGCAUUGGUUGCUAAUUAGUAAAAGCAUAAUUUCUAUAAAAAUAGCAUUGAAUCUGUUGCAUCUAUAUUCUUUACUUUCGCCUACAAUAUUGCAAAUGCUCUUCGUAAGAAGCAAUACGGAUGGCAUUACCAAUGUGCUGGACGUGGCGUUUUGUAUGCUUAGCGAUAUUACAAUUUCGUGGUCAUGUGCUCGAAAUGCAACAGCAAUAAUUGCAAUAAUCAAUGGUUUUUUAAAAGUUGAUAAACUUUUGAGACAGUAUCCUGAAUCGCCAGCACAACGAUCGUACAGCGGAAAUCUGUAUAACACAUAUUUGUUGUUGACAUUUGGUUAUAUUUUUACAUUAAUGGUGGCAUUCGUCAAACGCUCCCUGGAGGCUCUUUCUAUUUAUUACUGUAUAUAUAUAUCAUUCUAUCAGCUUGAAAAUGCCAGCUCCUGUGCAUUUACCAUACUAAUUUCGUCGCUGAUGCAUCUUUUGAAGGAACGUUUCCAAUAUGUCAAUCAAUUGUUGAGCCAAUAUAACAGCCAUGUUUUGCAAAAUGGUAAGCGGCCAGUGCUCAGUGAUAAGAGUGACGAGAAUCUACGGCUAUUUGUACAAAAUUCAAAAUUCAUUUAUGGCUUGCACAAUGAUUUGUUGGAUAUAUUCAAGAUGAUUAACAGUUACGCCGAUUUGGGUUUGCUGUCAUUUUUACUAUAUGCGUGCUAUGGUUUACUUUCCUGCGCCUACAACUUUGCUUUGUACGAUUGGAGAAAUAAGGAGGAUUUAUAUUACGUAAUAUGGACAUUAUCGUGGAUACCGCUUUAUGCGGGAAUAUUAAUAUUGUUAUCAAAUAAUUGUGACGGCACAACGAAAGAGGCAAACAGAACUACACAAGUACUAGCACGUAUCUACGGCAAAGGAGAGAAAUACCAAAGUACCAUAGACGAAUUUCUGACAAAGAGCGUUAAACAGGAAGUGAGCUUUACAGCCUAUGGAUUUUUUGUUAUCAAUAAUAGAACAUUAUUUAAGAUUUUUACGACCGUUAACACUUACCUAGUCAUGUUGAUCCAAUUCAAGCAACUGGAGGAAUCAAAGAACCGAUGAAGGAAGAAUUUUAUAAGAUAAAUUGUGAAUGAAUCUUAUUUGAAUAUGAAAGAUGUGAUAAAAUCGAAAUGACAAAAAUUAAAACUCAAUUACAUACCGU
Rhagoletis pomonella (apple maggot) is the source of this 1348-nucleotide messenger RNA. Its product is annotated as gustatory and pheromone receptor 32a-like. The transcript has 4 exons. The record is from RefSeq and is a predicted model, not a curated record. NCBI's taxonomy places the organism in Eukaryota, Metazoa, Arthropoda, Insecta, Diptera, Tephritidae. Gene Ontology annotation, cellular component: axon; dendrite; membrane. The coding region runs from base 1 to 1248 and encodes 415 amino acids. Gene Ontology annotation, biological process: sensory perception of taste.